CGAAUACGAAUACCGUAUGAUGCGGAUCACGCUGGCUUGUGGAGGGUACAAGUAUGUGGUUACGAGUGAGAGACAACAGCAACCAUACGCAACAUACCAGUGCUCGAGUAACAACACUGGCAGGAGAGACAAGUUCCACAUUUAUUUUUUACCGUCUAGGGAUAGUGAGGACCUCCUCCCCCAUUAGUUACAAGUUAACCUAUCCCCUCCCCCCCCGAAAUCCCACCCCCCCCCCCUUUCCAACAUCCCUCCCCCUUCCCCUCCACUCGCCUUUCCACCUCCCGAAAUAUUUGAUCCGGCGUCUGCGGCAUUAUUGAUUUAUUAUUCGUCGUUUACGCUACUUCACCCAUAUAUAUAUAGUCAUGCUGUCGUCCACCCGUUCCCUUCCACGAUCCUUCCUCUGCCCUUCCCGAUCAACCAUCUCCCGUAACUUUUCUGAUCAACGUAAGCAACGCUUUAACCACAAACCUAAACCCGAGACAUCUCAAAACACCGCGACCGCUUUAGCCUCCUACAAGCACUAUCUGCCCUCAUCCCCAUCAUCAUCAUCAGCUUCCGCCAAGUUCUCAUCCUCCUCGUCUUCUUCUUCGGCACAUUUACCGUCGACAGCCAGCCCUGCAACUUCACCUUCUUUCUCCCAGCUUCCACCGAAUCUCGCAAGGGCGAACACGAACUUCCUUGGUCAGGACGCUAAUUUCGAACAAUCUCUGAGCAUGGCCCCUCCUACUCUGGUGACUCCUUUCUUGAGAUCUGGUACUCCUAGUCAAAAGUAUAGCUUCUAUUCCUUCAAUUGCAUCCUCGGUUGAGAGCUUUCUCGCUGACGACUGUGUUUGUUGCAGUGGGGAUCACCAAGCUUCUUCCGCAGUCCACUCUGCCACUCACUCCCGUUCACACUCUCCAACCGAUUUCGACACCUCUUACAACGAGGACCUUCGUGCUCAGCUUAAGGUCCGUGGGCUUCUCCCGCCUCAUGUCGAGAGCUAUGAGCUUCAGAAAGCUCGAUGUGAGUUAUUUCUCCGUUAUGGUUAUCGGGCUGCGAACUGCUUUUUUUCUGGAGCUUCUCUUUUCAAAGUCUUUUUUUUGUCUUGUGAUACGCAUCGUGUGAAGAAUCCCUGUGUUUUACCGGGGGUUCAAAUUUCAGCCCCGAUGUGUUGUUUCACCCUUGUUCUACUGCCGUGUCCCAACUCCCGCCGCGUUGCCGAAUGAACCGAGUAUUGCAUGGUUGCUCUAUGUUUGCUUACUGUGGUCUGCGUAUUAGGUCUCGAACAGAUCGCUCAAAAGUCAAAUCCUAUCGACAAGUACAUGUAUUUGUCCAAUUUGCGCAAUACCAAUGUAAACCUUUUCUAUCGCUUGUUGAUGGAUAACAUGAAGGUCAGCGUUUUUUUCUUCCUUUCUUUUGAUUUCCCACACCCACUCUUCCUCGCUUGGGCUGCCCCAGAAAAGAGAAUCCGUAUUAUUAUUUUUGUUGAGCCCGGGAAUACUGUUGCCUAGGGUAGUCUGCAUUGGCAAUUUUCCCGGGAAAGCCGCGAAUGCUGACAGUUCAUUCGGAGAAUUCAGGAAAUCACCCCUCUUGUGUACACUCCGGUAGUUGGCGAAGCAUGUGUAAAAUGGUCGCAUAUUUACACCCAGCCCGAAGGUUAGUGAGAGUUUUGGAUUUCCCAUAUUUUUUUUCACUCCUGUCCUCCGGUUUCGCCCGCUAGCUUGCGGCGCUAGUUUUAUCGUGCUUGGGCUCCCGGUGGGCUCUGUCUGGGGUUGCUGCUAGCUAGUUUCUUGGCUGUUUUCUGACACCUUACAGGGCUAUAUUUGUCCCACGGCGACCGCGGUAAGCUCCGUGGAAUCCUUGACAACUGGACUGCAGACAAAGUCGACAUUGCUGUUGUCACUGAUGGCUCGCGUAUUUUGGGGCUUGGCGAUCUCGGGGUCAACGGGAUGGGUAUUCCCGUAGGAAAGCUUGCCCUCUACGUCGGGUGCGCCGGUAUCCAGCCCGAUCGUACUCUUCCCAUCACUAUCGACGUUGGAACCGAGAAUGCCGCCAAUCUCAAUGAUCCGUUGUAUUUGGGUGCUAAGAUGCAUCGCGUUAGCGAGGCAGAGCAGUUGGAGUUUCUUGACGAGAUGAUGAUUGCCCUUAACGAUAAAUGGCCUGGGUAUGUUUCUCGUUUUCUGCUUGUAAUUGAAUCCGACUAACGUUCUCAGCCUUGUCGUCCAAUUUGAGGACUUUAAAAAUCCUUUCCCAUCUCUAGAGCGAUACCGCAACACAUACACUUGCUUCAACGAUGAUAUCCAGGGAACUGGCGCCGUCGUGCUUGGAGGCACCAUCAAUGCCCUCAAAAGCACCGGCAUCCCCUUCAAGGACCAGAAAUUGGUUUUCUUUGGUGCCGGUUCCGCAGCUGUUGGUGUUGCCAAGCAGAUUUGUGAGCUCUUUAUCAAGAGUGGCAUUCCGGAGUCUGAUGCUAGAAAGAUGUUCUGGCUCGUGGAUUCAAAGGUAUGUUGUGCCCCGUGUCAUGAAUCUAACGGAUACUGAUUUGGUUUCACUAGGGAAUGGUAGCCAAUGACCGCGGUGAUACUUUACAAGAACAUAAAGUAUAUUUCUCUCGAGACGAUAACAAUGGUCAGCAAUUCAAGUCGCUUGAAGAGGUUGUGGAUUAUGUCAAACCCACUGCUCUCAUGGGGCUCUCUACUAUUGGUGGAGCGUUCAAAGAGCCAGUAAUCCGCAAGAUGGCAAGCUAUAACGACAGGCCAAUCAUCUUCCCUCUCUCGAAUCCUUCCAGCAAGUCGGAGUGCACCUAUGAACAGGCGAUGCAAUGGACCAACAACAAGGUCAUCUUCGCCUCUGGAUCGCCCUUCCCAGAGUUUGAAGCCGAUGGCAGGGUCUAUACUCCCGGUCAAGGUAAGAGUUCACCAUCUGGAAUACGCAAGGUCUGGUUUCUUACAAUCUUACAGGAAACAACAUGUACGUGUUCCCUGGUAUCGGACUUGGCACUGUCUUGUGUGAGGCUGUGCACGUCACCCAGGAGAUGGUCUACGCAUCUGCUGUCGGGUUGGCCGAUUCUCUCACGGAUGAGGAGCGUGAGAAGGGCUGGCUCUACCCCAACCUUGACCGAAUCAGGUCGAUCUCUGUCGCCGUCGCUCGCUCCGUCAUUCGUGCUGCUCAGAAGGAGAACCUCGACAAGAACAAAACCUUGCAGUGGCUCAACGACAUGGAACUCGACAACUACAUCCGCUCCAAGAUGUACAACCCCGCCGGUGAUCAUUCCGGAUCGUCAAGCCCCACUCUGGAGGUCAACGGCAACGCAGCUAAACUUUCAAAUUUGUAGAUGGAUUGCGUGAUUAGUGUUAGAUUUUUCUCAUCUUUCCAGUUGUGGAUAUUCCCAUCUGCCUUGCAUUCUCGGGUGUUGGUAAUUUCUGCGACGGCUUUGUCCCCCUUUUGAUAACCGGGGGCUUGGGUCUAAUGUUUUCAUUAAUCUUGUGGCCGGUAUUUUCAAUUUUCGAUAUUUAUUCCUUGGGUUGGGUUGAAACGGGAAAAGAACUCUAUUUUUUUAUUCUUUAUUGGUUGGGG
Tuber aestivum (summer truffle) is the source of this 3556-nucleotide messenger RNA. NCBI's taxonomy places the organism in Eukaryota, Fungi, Ascomycota, Pezizomycetes, Pezizales, Tuberaceae. The record is from the annotation of a GenBank genome assembly.